CAACAUAACAUAACAUAACACGCUGACUGCAUAGUCGUACACACAGCGAGCUGCGACAGCCACCAUGGAUCGAUCGCAAUAGCCAGAUCUCGUCAUGAUAAGCUUUUCGAGUCGGGCCAAAGUGCCAAAUGCCGUCAUCAGUAAAACAGGGACGGUGCUAGUGCAGAAAGUGUAACAUCACUCGACAUAAUACAUCAGGCCAUCUUGUAUGAGAGCAUGUCGAAGGCGAUAGAGAAUCACAACAUGGCGGAGUCUAUCCGAGAGGAGGUCCUGUCCUGCCACAUCUGCCUGGAGGUUCUCACGGAAGCCAGGACACUGCCCUGUCUCCACACCUACUGCAAGGCCUGUCUCAUGAAAAUGGUGGAAUUCAAAUCAAAGAAGGUCCGUAUUAUCAGGUGUCCGGAAUGCAGGGAGGAGGUGAGACUGUUCAAGGCAGGAGUGGAGGACCUGAGGUGCAGCUUCUUCAUCAACAGUUUGAUGGAGAUUUAUAACACCAAGAGACAGAUGUUGAUGUGCACUGUGUGCAGGCAAAGGCGUGUAAACAAGACAGCAGUGAGUAAAUGCACGACCUGUGGAGACGGCCUGUGUGACACCUGCAGUAAAGGACACCAACUGUCCACCACUACCGUCCACCAUAAGGUCCUCCCACUGGGGGAGUUUGCAUCAGGGGACUACGAUCAGCAUCUCCGGGAGGCCCAGACCUUCCCCUGUGUGGCCCAUCAAAAGGAGUUGGAGUAUUACUGCGAGACGUGUGAGAAGGUGGCCUGUUUGUCUUGCCUCCUUGUUGACCAUAAGGACCAUACCUACUCCACGAUUCCACAAGCGUAUACCAGCAAGAAGGAGCUUCUUGAAACAAUGUUCUGUCAAGUCCAGUCUAAAGUGACUCAGAUUGAAGAAACAAAAACACACGUUGAACACUUGCAUGACGAGGCCGAGAAACAAAGCCGUGAAGUUAUCAGAACAAUAAUAGAGACCGGAAAGGCUGUGCUGCAUGCUGCAGAAAGAGAGAUUACACAGACUAAACAAACUUCCAAAACACUCAUCGAAUCUCGACUUGCCACAUUAACCAAAGUUAAUGAGAACCUGGACAAGCAAAUAAAACAGGAGAAAUCCUCUAUAGAAUUCUGCCGCCGGGUGCUGUCAAAUGGUAAGCCUGUGGAGGUCCUGGAGAUCGGGGAUAUGUUAAGGAAGAGGCUUGAUCAGCUGAGUCUGGUGGAGAACCAGGUUGACGUCGAGGAGCUGGACUCCAACACUCGUAUCCAGGACACCGUUGUCAACAAGAAAUUCCAAGGGGACUUCUCGCUGGGUAUUUUCAAGCCAGAAGUGGAAAAAUCAGUCCGAGAAGUUCAAACACAAACUGACUUCACACAGCCUGAAAUGACCACCCAUGACGUAUCAUCUCAGUACACUCCAGACGACUUUGAGUCUCAAGAGUCUGGCGUUGACCAGGAGUUGAGAGAUCCUCGUGUUGCAGGUGCUCCUGGCGCGGAGGAGGCGGGUACCCAUGAUGGAAACAUCCUCAACGCACCUGUGGACAAUGACCUGGUCCCAGACAGCUCAGCAGAUGCUGGUGGGUCCUGCAGGGCAGGUAGAGCUGGGCGGGGAUCUGGAGAUGGUUCAACUGCUGCACCUGAGGCUGUGAGGGAGCACGGUCCUGGGGAUACUAGCUAUGGCUGCCGUGGACCCAGGCAGAGGGAUGCUACAGUCUAUGAUUACACAUUUCAUCUACUAUUCAUCUACAUCUUCUGUACACUGUUCCUAUGGGAUCAUUUCAGUGGUUAUUGGUGAGGAACUAUUAAGAAAAUUGAUGAGAUGACAUUGUUUUAUUUUUAUGCUAUAAUCAUGAAGUAAUAAUUGGGUCAUGUACUGAAUGAUUAAAAAUACUAGUAGGGGUGGUGGGUCGUGGAGGGUGUGUGUAUGAAUGAAAGUUGUGCUUGUUUAAACUGAAAUUAAUCUAUCCACAAAACAGAAGUUGUUUUUGUCCGUUUAAAUAAACAUAUUAAAGGUGUGAUUUCAUGAUGUUUCUUUGCUCUGAUGUCAGACAAAUCGAAUGCCUCCCACAUUUGAUACCAAAAUAAACAUGUUUCAUGUUCAUCAAA
This is a messenger RNA of Haliotis rufescens (red abalone), 2099 nucleotides long. RefSeq names its product E3 ubiquitin-protein ligase TRIM56-like. The record is from RefSeq and is a predicted model, not a curated record. Gene Ontology annotation, cellular component: nucleoplasm; chromatin. Gene Ontology annotation, molecular function: ubiquitin-protein transferase activity; zinc ion binding. The transcript is spliced from 2 exons. Gene Ontology annotation, biological process: positive regulation of DNA-templated transcription. Lineage: Eukaryota; Metazoa; Mollusca; Gastropoda; Lepetellida; Haliotidae. Bases 217 to 1788 code for a protein of 523 amino acids.